AUGCAUGUGUUUUUCGAUUGAUGGAGGAGGGACAUGUGAUCAUGAUCAUCGUGGUCCACGCGGAUGACAUUUUUGCUGUAGGGCAGAAGGAGAGGUGUGACAAGUUUGGCAGGGAUCUCAACGAGAAGGUCCCCGUGAAGAACCUUGGAGAGUUGAGGUGGUACUCCGCGUGCUUUUACCAGAGAGACGUAGAGAGAGGGCUGUUGAAGAUUUCGCAGCAGAGGUUUGCCGAAGAGCUGGCUGCAGAGUAUGGCGUUGAGUGGGGGCAGAGUGUGUCUCUGCCUGUUAGCGUAAAGCUCUCCGACUUUGACGUGUUUGUGGAUGCCGACUAUGCAAGCAAGGCGGCAGACCGGAGGUCGGUGUCUGGGGGACUAGUGAUGUGUGUGGGUGGUGUGUGUGACUCGGUUUUCGAGGACGCAGAAGUGCGUUACGCUUUCCACCACGGAAGCAGAGUGUGGCGUUUUAUCUUGCCAGAUGUGGGUAUGCCGUGCAUCUCGGUGUUCGAGGAUAAUCAAGGAGCGAUUCAGAUUGCGUACGACCCGAUCACGAACUCCAACUCGAAACACAUCGAUGCACGGCAUCACUUGAUCAGGGAGCUGUUAGAGAGGAAAGAGAAUUCAAUUACUCAUGUGCCGACGCAAUUUCAGCAUGCAUGUUUCUUGACGAAGGCUAUUUGCAAGGAGUCUUUUGCGUUGCACCGUGACUUUGUGAUGAACUUGCAGUGA
Molecule: messenger RNA, 725 nt
Organism: Ectocarpus sp. CCAP 1310/34
Lineage: Eukaryota; Phaeophyceae; Ectocarpales; Ectocarpaceae
Source: the annotation of a GenBank genome assembly